Vicia faba (fava bean) is the source of this 1335-nucleotide messenger RNA. NCBI's taxonomy places the organism in Eukaryota, Viridiplantae, Streptophyta, Magnoliopsida, Fabales, Fabaceae. The record is from the annotation of a GenBank genome assembly.
AUGGCCAAGAAGAACAAGAGCUGGUUUAAUCUGGUGAAGAGCCUUUUCAUAUGGGACACACAUUCCACACAAGAGAAGAAAGAGAAAAGAAGGAAAUGGAUAUUUGGAAAGCUAAAAACCAAGAAGUUACCUUCAAUUACAGCUCCAGCAACAACAUCAAAUGAAGCUGAGGAGGAGGGAAAAACCAAGCAUUCUCAAGUUGUUAUGCUUAAUGAAGUUUCACAAUCUGGUUAUCAAAAAAAUCAAGAUGGCUCAGAAGAAUCUGAACCUGUUGAAACUAGGAAUGGUGUUCCUCGAUCGAUAUAUCUGUGCCAGAGAGAGAUUCAAGAAUUUGCAGCCAUCAAAAUUCAAACUGCUUUUAGGGGCUACCUUGCAAAGAAGGCUUUGAGGGCAUUGAAAGGAAUAGUAAAACUUCAAGCGAUUAUUCGUGGGCGAGCAGUGAGACGCCAAGCUAUGAGUACUCUCAAGAGCUUGCAGUCUAUUGUAAGUAUUCAAUCAAAGAUAUGUGCAAGGAGACUCCAAAUGGUUGAAGGAAGAUGGGAUUCUGUUGAAGAUGAAGAGACUCUUUAUUCUAAAGACAAGAUCAUUAGGAUGGACUCAAACAGCGAAAGAAAGUGGGAUGACAGCACUUUAUUGAAGGAAGAGGUAGAUGCCUGUUGCAUGAUCAAGAAAGAAGGCAUUAUUAAGAGAGAAAGAAUAAAAGAAUACACAUUUAAUCAUAGAAGGUCAGCAGAGUCAGAAAGAAGUAAAGUGAACGGAAGAUGGAGGUACUGGCUAGAGCAAUGGGUAGAUACACAGCUUUCUAAAAGCAAAGAACUUGAAGAUUUAGACUCAGUUUUCAGCUCAAAUUCUAGCAGAAAACAACUAAAUCUAAGAAACUCUACUCAGCGACAAAAUCCAAAUCAACUUGAAGGAAUGGAUUCGCCACUAGUUUCAUCAAGAAAAUGUUUUCCUCACGGGCGACAAAGUUCAAUAGGAGAAGAGCAAUCAUUUUCAAGCUCCCCUGCAACUCCUGCAUACAUGGCUGCAACCGAAUCAGCAAGAGCAAAAGCAAGAUCAACAAGCUCACCAAAAGCAAGGUCAUGGAAUUAUGACAUGAACUCGGAUAGCUAUUUAUCACCUAGCAAGAAAAAGUUAUCAAUUGUUUCAUCUGUUAACAGUGAAGUGGUUAAUAAUGGUGUUAGAAUGGGGAAGCUUAAUGGUUGUAACCAACAAAGAUCACCAAGUUUUAAGGGUAUUUCAGUGCCUUUAAAAUCAAACACAAGUAUUAAGGAUCUUAGCAUUAAUUCAGAUUGCUCAUUGUCUAAUUGGGAUAGACAAAGUUCCUUUAAAUGA